AUGGUCAAGCUGUUUUCGAGAAAGAUCGACCAGCUGGUGGAGGGAGCAGGUGUGGGAGGGGGUGCCGACCACGAGGGAGGAGGCGAGAAGACGGGACGCGUCGUGAUUGAGUACAGCGUCGAGGAGGAGGAGGAGAUCGAGGAGGAUACAUCGAGGCAGGCUCAGCACGGGGCGAGCGGCCCGGGCGGCGAUGCGAACCAGGACGAGGACUCGAGCUCGGGAUCGAGCUCCGGCUCGAGCUCGAGCGAUGAGUCGGUCGAGGACGACGGCGAGGGCGCCGGACAUAGAACGGAGCAUACGGGGGAGCACGGAGUGGCACUCGGGGAGCGGGUGGACGAGCGAGUAGAGCUUAUCGAGCAGCAGGCGACAGGGGAAACUAAGGCUGUCGAGGAGCAGGAGGGCGGAGCGGCUGCGCAGGAGGGUGGGGUCGGAGGGCAGCAGCAGGUGGUGGGCGAGGCGGCUGCGCAGGAGGGCGGGGCAGGAGGGCAGCAGCAGGAGGGUGUGGCGGCUGCGCAGGAGGGUGGGGCAGGAGUGCAGCAGCAGGAGUUUAGGGUUGCGGCUGCGCGGGUGGGUGGGUCGGGAGGGCAGGAGCAGGAGGACGGGGAGGCUGCUGAGGAGUAUCGUCGAGGAGAUGAGCGACAUGCCGCCGUAACAAGGAGUCACCGCACGGCCUGUGGCAGCGGACAGGCGGGCCCUUCGACCGGGUGGCCUUCGACGGCAGGCCAAUCGACGGCGAACGUUGCACCCGGAGGCCAGGUCGUCGAGCUAUUGCAGAGGGUCGAGAAGCUCGAGGUGUCGCAGAAGCAGCUCGUCGCCGAUGUAUUUGCGAAACACACUGAGCAAGCCGGAGUAUUCAACAGGCUUGCUGCGGAUUUUCGGACGGCGUGGAAUACGAUUUCGGAGUCGUCGAAGAGCACACUGUCGCAGUGCGCCGAGGCUGUGAAGGGUGUCACGGCGGAGAGGAACCUGGUUGAAGGGGCGCGGGCGAAGAUCGACGAGAUGAGCGGGAAGAUCAUCGAGGGGGUGGCAGCCGCCAUCACAAAAGCGAGCGAGGACGCCGUCGAGAAGCAGCUCAAGCAGGUCGAGGAGCGGCUUGUUGCUGCGGUGCUGAAAGGUUUCGAGAAAGUCAUCAUGGAGGACAUGUUCAGCUCCACCCUCCCAUCCGAGACCAUGAAGGAGCUGAAGGACAUUGUGAAGGAAGGCUACCAUGAAGCCGAAGCAGGGAGGUUGGAAGUCCUCACCGAAGCGAUGGUGAGAGGCCUGGGGAAAACGGGUGGGAAAGGAGUGGUCGCGGGGGAGAAAAGUGGUGCCCCGAACGAGCACGUCGCUUCGACCGAGAACAGAGCCCUAGGAAUGCGAGGUGCCUCUACCCCGUCAGGCGGCGGUGCGGGGAAAGGAGCGGGAGAAGCAAGCGCUGGGUUGCUGUCGAAGACUAAAGCGGCAUCAGCUGCGCACGGCGGUGGUGCUGGCCUUGCUGUCGGGCUUGUGGGAAAUUGGGCGUCUUCCUCAACCCCUCCAGUUGCUCCUGUCGCCGCUGCUCCGUCCCUAGGCAACUCAUCGAAGCGCGCUGCACACGCGACAGAGAGCCUUGACGUGGUGGAGCUGGCCAGCGUCCCAGGUCAGGCGUCUGUCGAGAAGACCUCUAUUGUCGUUGCUGCUCGACAGGAAAAAGCAAAGAAGGCCAGGGUCAUGGGUCACACCCCACCUCCUCGACCGGACGACCAAGGCAAGACGAGAGGCUGCAAACAUCCCUUCAGAGGACCGGGUUUCCGGUUGCGGAAGGGGAAGCCGGUUUCCGAGCAGACCGUCGGUGGGAGGAAGCGGUUCCUUGGCACUUUUGAAACAGAGAAGGGCCAGAAGUUCUGCACGGCCGUCUGCUGGAGCGUGUACUUCCCCGACGUUGUCCUUACGGAGUACGAAGGGUACACGGCGCAGGAUGAGGAGGACUGGAAGGUCAACCUCGAUGCGGCCGCAGAAAUGCCAACCGGCGUUUGGAGCGUGGCGCAAGAACAAGGGGAAUGUCGUUUCGACGAGUAA
Molecule: messenger RNA, 2037 nt
Organism: Closterium sp. NIES-65
Lineage: Eukaryota; Viridiplantae; Streptophyta; Zygnematophyceae; Desmidiales; Closteriaceae
Source: the annotation of a GenBank genome assembly